This is a messenger RNA of Oncorhynchus keta (chum salmon), 9456 nucleotides long. RefSeq names its product 1-phosphatidylinositol 4,5-bisphosphate phosphodiesterase eta-1-like. Gene Ontology annotation, molecular function: calcium ion binding; phosphatidylinositol-4,5-bisphosphate phospholipase C activity. The record is from RefSeq and is a predicted model, not a curated record. NCBI's taxonomy places the organism in Eukaryota, Metazoa, Chordata, Actinopteri, Salmoniformes, Salmonidae. Bases 199 to 6303 code for a protein of 2034 amino acids. The transcript is spliced from 24 exons. Gene Ontology annotation, biological process: lipid metabolic process; phosphatidylinositol-mediated signaling.
CUCGGUCCGGACAGUUAGGCAUUCUCCUUUCACGACCCGACGGGAAAAGGAUAUUAUUGAUUUGCUAGUAUACUUAUUGACAUGGAAAACCUGAAGGAAUUACCUGAAGGAAUAUUAUUCAGGUGAAUAGAUGUUGACAUUUUAUUAGAAGUCGACUCUGGAAAGAACGGACUAACGUCUCCCAUCCCUCCCGCCGCCAUGAGUUCCUGGGUUGUGAACAGGAAAGGAGGGCCGCAGUACUGCCAUCACUUCCUCACAGACAACAGCAUCUUUCAUGUGGAGCGAUGUAUGUGUGUGAUGCAGUCGGGGACCCAGAUGGUGAAGUUGAAGGCUGGUUCCAAGGGGCUGGUGAGACUGUUCUACCUGGACGAACAUCGCUCAUGCAUCCGAUGGAGACCCUCACGCAAGAGCGAGAGGGCCAAGAUCACCAUUGAUUCGCUGUACAAGGUGACGGAGGGCCGUCAGUCAGACAUCUUCCACCGCCAUGCGGAGGGCAGUUUCGACCCGGCCUGCUGUUUCACCGUUUACCAUGGCAACCACAUGGAGUCCCUAGACCUGGUGACCUCUAACCCUGAAGAGGCUCGUACCUGGGUGACAGGACUACGAUAUCUGAUGGCUGGCAUCAGUGACGAGGACUCACUGGCCAAACGACAACGGACACAUGACCAGUGGAUGAAGCAGACGUUUGAGGAGGCUGAUAAGAACGGAGAUGGUCUGUUGAACAUGGAGGAGAUCUACCAGUUACUGCACAAGAUGAACGUCAACCUUCCCCGCAGGAAGGUCAGACACAUGUUCCAGGAAGCGGACUCAGACGACCAACAGGGCACGUUGACGUUUGAGGAGUUCAGCGUGUUCUAUAAGAUGAUGUCACUACGGCGGGACCUGUAUCUGCUGCUCAUGGGAUACAGUGACAGGAAGGACCAUCUGACUGCCGACGAGCUGGCCAACUUCCUGCGCAACGAACAGAAGAUGAUGAAUGUGACCACAGAAUACUGUCUGGAUGUCAUUGAUAAGUUUGAGCUUUCUGAAGAGAACAAACAGAAAGGCAUUCUGGGAAUUGAGGGUUUCACCAGUUUCAUGCGCAGCCCCACGUGUGAUGUGUUUAACCCUGAACACCACGAGGUGAACCAGGACAUGGAUCAGCCUCUGAGUAGCUACUACAUCUCCUCAUCUCAUAACACCUACCUGACGGGAGACCAGCUGCUGUCUCACUCCAAGACAGACAUGUACGCCUGGGUACUACAGGCUGGCUGCCGCUGUGUGGAGGUGGACUGUUGGGAUGGUCCUGAUGGAGAGCCCAUGGUUCAGCACGGCUACACUCUGACCUCCAAGAUCACCUUCAAGUCUGUCAUAGAGACCAUCGACAAAUACGCCUUCAUCAACAACAGGUACCCAGUGAUCCUGUCCAUAGAGAACCACUGUUGCAUCCAACAACAGAAGAAGAUAGCCCAGUACCUCAGAAAGAUCCUGGGAGACAAGCUGGACCUGGGAGAGGCUUUCCACAGAGACUCUAAACAGCUACCCAGCCCCCACUGUCUACAGGGGAAGAUCCUCAUCAAGGGGAAGCGGCUCCCUCUGUACCUGUCUAUAGACGUUGAGGAGGGGGAGGUGUCAGAUGAUGACAGUGCUGACGAGAUUGAGGACGACUUUAAACUGAAGAACAGCAAUAGUAAUGGUAACCAUCAAGUAGAAAGUUACAUCAGGAAGAAGCUGGACUGUCUUUUGAAGGAGUCUCAGAUCGGAGACAAGGAGGACACAGACAGCUUCAGCAUCAGAGCCUUGCUCAGAGCCACACACGUAGGCCUGCAGAAGAACCUAACGAAUCACAAAGAGGGACUAAAAAAAUCCCAAAGUCGAUCCUUCAUCAGCAACCUAAAGCAAAAGAGACACUCCAAGUCCAGGCUGAAGUCCCAGAGUAUGGAUGGAGAACAGGAAGUACAGGAGACCUCUGGGAGAGAGGCGGGAGGACGUAUCACCAGGGGAGAGGGAAAGAGGAAGACGAUUAAGCUGAGUAGAGAUCUGUCAGACCUGGUGGUGUUCACUAACUCUGUGGCCUCUCCGGAGGGACUGGACGACUGUACUCCGGGGAAUGUUCUGUCGUUCAGUGAGACUCGUGCCCAGCAGCUAGUGAACCACAGAGCUGAGCGCUUCCUGUGUUUCAACCAGCGACAGCUGUCUAGAAUCUACCCCUCAGCCUACCGUAUAGACUCGUCCAACUUCAACCCUCAGCUCUACUGGAAUGUGGGCUGUCAGCUGGUGGCUCUGAACUACCAGACAGAGGGUCGGAUGAUGCAGCUGAACAGAGCCAAGUUCAUGGUGAACGGUGGCUGUGGCUACGCCCUCAAACCUCCACCCAUGUGUAAAGGCUCGUUCAACCCGUUCUGUGAUGACCCCCUCCCUGCCUAUCCCAACAAACAGCUGGUACUGAAGAUCAUCAGUGGACAGCAGCUUCCCAAACCACCAGACUCUAUGCUGGGGGACCGAGGAGAGAUCAUUGACCCGUUUGUAGAGGUGGAGAUCAUCGGCCUGCCAGUGGACUGCUGCAAGGGGCAGACACGAGUAGUGGACGAUAACGGUUUUAACCCCGUGUGGGAGGAGAACCUGUCCUUUACCCUCCACAUGGCGGAGGUGGCUCUGGUGCGUUUCCUCGUCUGGGACCACGACCCCAUUGGAAGGGACUUUGUAGGCCAGAGGACCGUAGCCUUCGGCAGCCUGAUGCCAGGUUAUAGACACGUGUACUUGGAGGGGUUGACUGAGGCGUCCAUCUUUAUCCACGUAUCAGUUCAUGACAUCUAUGGGAAGUGGAGUCCACUAGUCCUGAACCCCAGCUUUACCAUAAUGCACUUUCUAGGAGCCAACAAGGGUCGUCAGCUGCGAGGCAUCAGAGGCUUGUUCAACAGGUCCUCUAAGUCGUCAGUAGACACCAGCUGUGGUUCGGCCCUCAGGAAACGCUCCAUCAGCGACCUCCUCCUCCGACGCACCGCCAGCGCCCCCACCAACCGACGCAAGAAAUCCAAGAUGAAGCUCGCUGAGUCCUCCACCUCAAUAUCAGACCGCAAGGCCUCCAUAUCAGAUGGCAAGGACAGAGUGGGGGCCGGGGAAGGGGCUGGGAGGGGCUGGGAGGGGUCCAAGGAGAGUGAAAGGGACAGAGAGAGGGUAGUGGUGGAGAGGAGCCCCCCACCUCACGCCCCCGUCUCCCACAGACCCAUCUCCAUGCCUCUGGAGAGGCUACUGCAGGGACAGCUCUCCCUCUGCUCCCCCGACCAGGAGCAGACUGACCUGGGUGCAGACACACUCAUCGGAACCUCCCCCUUUGAUCGGCCCAGGUCCCACUCUGUGGAACUCCUCAUCCAAUCAUCUGCCUCCCUUGAACACAGUGUGUCCAUCCCUUCCACCAAUCACAACAACACGCGGGAUAGGACCACAGAGCUUGACCAAUUAGACGAGACCUCCUACCUGGUCAUUGGCCAAGGAGGAGGAAGUGUAGAUGGUGAAUCCAGAGAGCAAUUAAAGGACAGACUCAACCCACCCAUCAAAGCUGAGGGCAUUUCCUCUCGCCAAAGGACGUUGUGUUACCUAAGCAGGUCAACAAAGACAGAGAGCAACUGUUUACACGUACCUACUGAGAGCAGACCAGAGACAACAUUACAUAGUACAACAAACACGCCAGCACCUUCCUCCUCUUCUUCUUCCUCUGUCCCCUCUUCCUCUGUGCCCCCCCUCUCCCCACUCAACGUGGACCGGUCCGAUCUUCAGAGCCCCGUCUCCCGGCAGGACAGCACCAUCUCGCGACUCAUUGAUGCCGUAUCCCUCGGCAACGACACCAGCUGCGGCUCGAUCUCCGCUCUGAUUGGCCAGUUUGACCUCACCGCUGACCAGAAUGACCUCACAACGAACUCUGACCCCCACGUCCUCAGUGUCAUGUCCUGUCUGUUCCAUCCCACUGUCCAGGACUCCAGCACACCCUAUAAGGUCACCGUGGACUGUACCACCCCAUAUAAAGACCCACAGACCACCACCUCCCCCCGCAAGGCAACGAACGGACCUAUCACUCCUCGAAAGGCAAGCCAGACCCCUAACCAAGUAAACCACAACCUACUCCCACCCCACCCCAAAACCUCCCACGCAGACCCCCCUGCCCCCCUUCUCUUCUCCAGUCCUGAGACCACGGAGCUGGAGGAGCUCUAUACCAUCCUGGAUGAGGAGGUCUUGUCUCCAGUCUCUGUCUACAACCUGAGAGAGCAGACUGUAGGCAACAUCCAGGCUGACUCUGAGGAGAGCACACCCAUGGUCAGCCUGGAGCCAUCCCCAACCAAGGUGCCUCCUCGCCUGGGGGCAGAGGACAGCUGGCUGGGCUCACGUAGGGGUGUAGUGGAGGUGGAGGAGCCAGGACAGGGCUAUGGGGGUGUCAGUGAUCGUACAGAGCUGGGAUCAGGGGGGGAGUGGGGGUCGUCAUGGGGUUACAGGUGCCCAUCUGUCAACAGCACAGUGCCUGACCGGUUGCUGUUGUGCCAGGACACAGCAGGAAGUCAUGUGAUGGAGGUGGAGAUUAACGUGGACGAGGAUCCACUGGAGAUCACUUUACCGAGACACAACUGCACCUGGGUCGCUACCAGCCCAACCAAACAAUACGCUGCUCCCCAAAGCCAGGUUAACCAACUAAUCCCCUCUCACCGGUACGAACCCCAACUCUCCCAGUGUCCUUCCCCCCUCGUACAAUCCUCACACCAGCCCUCCCCUCGCAACACCCCAUCAAUAACCCCUCAAACCCAGCCCCCCCUCUUCGAAAGGCCAACCAACCCCAGCACCCUCUGCCUGAACAGCCACCCCUCCACCCACAGCAGGGCUGAGCUCUCCUUUGAGAACAGCAGAGACAUUACCAGAGCCUACACCCAGCAGCACAGCUACAAUGGACCCACCCAGGCCCAGACCAGGGGCUACCAGGGUGGGCACACCCAGGCCCAGACCAGGGGCUACCAGGGUGGGCACACCCAUCUACAGACCAGGGGCUACCAGGGUGGGCACACCCAAGACCAGACCAGGGGCUACCAGGGUGGGACAGGGGAAGGUCAGGAUCAGGGUGAAGCAUCAACCUGCUUCCAGAAUGGGUUGUCCUCCUCUGAGUUUCUGCCUGGUCUGUCUAGUAUGUCUGGUUCAAGGUAUGUUAGCUUCCCAAGAGAUCGAGGCCUGUACUCCCCUAUCUCAGACUGUGAUGUGGCCUACAGCCAUCUAGACUACAACUGCUUCAGGCCCUCCGCUGCCUCGGCAUCCCCCUACACCCAUCUGCAACCCCAGCCCCAAUCAAAUACCCAGCCUCUACCCCAGGCCCGACCCCAAUCACUCACCCAACCCCAACCCCAACCCCAAUCACACACCCAACCCCGACCCCAAUCACACACCCAGCCCCGACCCCAAUCACACACCCAACCCCGACCCCAAUCACACACCCAACCCCGACCCCAAUCACACACCCAACCCCGACCCCAAUCACACACCCAGCCCCAGUUCCAACCCCGUUCUGGCCCCCCUCCGCUGCCCCUCUCGGGCCCCACCCUCACCCCUCCUCUACCUAUCCCCAGACCAUCCACAGCCCCCGGCCCCUGCAAGUCCAAGUCUCUGGGUGACCUGACAUCUGAGGACAUCUCCUGCAACUUCCACAGCAAGUACAACAUCAUCAGCCGCAGCUUCAUCACCCCCUGUAUGAAGGAGCGGAGGAGGAUGAGGGGCCUGGGGGGUCUGUCCCAACGGCUGCAGUCUGCAGACCCCCUCACUGAGCAGCUCCGCAAACUAGUCACCCUGGAGGGGGAUGACAGAGACCGGGACAGACUCCAGUCUCCCCAGCUACCUCAGUUACCCCUCAAACCCUUCAUUCCCCCAACACGCCCCUGCCCCCCCUCAAACUUUGUCCCUGAUGCCCAGGAGGACUCCCCCCCGCUCCUCUCCCGCCGCCUUUCCUCUCGGAGCCAGAGCCGUGUGCGUCACAUCAACAAUCGCGCUCGAGAGAGGCAGCAGGAGGCUCUGAAGUCCCGGGACACGAGCGCCCCCUCCAGCGUGGGAGGGGUAGUGCUGCGUACUAAAGUAGCAGCAGGUCAGAACCCCCCAGCUAACAGACACUCCACAGGCUCUUACAUAGCGGGCUACCUGGACCAGCUGGAGGACAGGGGGCUGCCUGAGGGGGCGUGCAACACACUGGGGUAUGGAUACGGAGAUCACUAUGGUGAUCAUUAUCAUGAUGACUCUCUGCUGCCCACAGACUCCUGUAUAAGAUCAGAACCGGAAGUCUACUUCCUGCUCAGACUCUGAACCCACUUCCUGGUUAUCAGGAAUGAUGCAUAAUGUACUUCCAGAACACAGAAAAUCAGCUUCCUGCUUAUAACCGAGAAAAAACUCAAAUAUAUAUCCUGGUUGGUCUGUCCAGUAAUACAGGUAUGAAGUUAACUACCUGAUUGGGUCUGACAUUUUGUCUGUGAAUGUAAAAAUGUCCUGAUCAGAAUGUUCUGUAAAUGUAAUUUGGAACAGACUGUAAUCCACUUCCUACUUUGAUUGUACCUGUUUCCUGUCCUGCCUGUUCCUGUAAUUCUACUUCCUGUUCAAGCUAACUCCACCUACACUGAAGCAAAAAAUUGGAAACUUUCCAAAUGUGUUUUACUCUGAAGGGAAGUGUUGUCUUGGUGUUUGUACAUUUUAAAUGUGUAUUGGUAUUAUCAGAGGCCCGCUGGGGGGCACAGACGUCAAUUCACCGUCUCUUCCACGUUGGUUCAACGUCAUUUAGUUGAAAUGACGUGUAAACAACGUUGAGCGUGAUCUGUUUCAUCAGAGAGCUUCCUCAAGUCUUCCUUUCUCCUCUCAGUGUGUUGUUUGUAAAUAUUCUACUGUACAUUCGUUUUUAAUGGACGGUGGUGGUAUUUAGUUGACGGUACAGCUGUUUUCUGCAUGUUAAACGUGGACAUGUCCAGCAUGACUAUGCAUCGAUCUGUAGACAUCACAGUGCACUACUGUCUUUGUACAGAACAAGUAAUAGUGGGAUUGGAUGAAAUACAGUACAUAGACAGUACCAUACAGUAUGUAGACAGUACAUAGACAGUACCAUACAGUAUGUAGACAGUACAUAGACAGUACCAUACAGUAUGUAGACAGUACAUAGACAGUACAAUACAGUAUGUAGACAGUACAAUACAGUACAUAGACAGUACCAUACAGUAUGUAGACAGUACAUAGACAGUACCAUACAGUAUGUAGACAGUACAUAGACAGUACCAUACAGUAUGUAGACAGUACAUAGACAGUACCAUACAGUAUGUAAACAGUACAAUACAGUACAUAGACAGUACCAUACAGUAUGUAGACAGUACAUAGACAGUACCAUACAGUAUGUAGACAGUACAAUACAGUACAUAGACAGUACCAUACAGUAUGUAGACAGUACAUAGACAGUACCAUACAGUAUGUAGACAGUACAAUACAGUACAUAGACAGUACCAUACAGUAUGUAGACAGUACAUAGACAGUACCAUACAGUAUGUAGACAGUACAAUACAGUACAUAGACAGUACCAUACAGUAUGUAGACAGUACAUAGACAGUACCAUACAGUAUGUAGACAGUACAUAGACAGUACAAUACAGUACAAUACAGUACAUAGACAGUACCAUACAGUACAAUACAGUACAUAGACAGUACCAUACAGUAUGUAGACAGUACAUAGACAGUACCAUACAGUAUGUAGACAGUACAAUACAGACAGUACAUAGACAGUACCAUACAGUAUGUAGACAGUACAUAGACAGUACAUAGACAGUACCAUACAGUACAUAGACAGUACCAUACAGUACCAUACAGUAUGUAGACAGUACAUAGACAGUACCAUACAGUACAUAUACAGUACAUAGACAGUACCAUACAGUACAAUACAGUAUGUAGACGGUACAUAGACAGUACAAUACAGUACAUAGACAGUACAAUACCGUAUGUAGACCGUACCAUACAGUACAUACAGUAUACAGUACAUAAAAUGUUCAAUAUAGUACAUUACAGUACAUAGACAGUACAAUACAGUACAUAGACAGUACAAUACAGUACAAUACAGUACAUAGACAGUACAAUACAGUAUGUAGACGGUACAUAGACAGUACAAUACAGUACAAUACAGUACAUAGACAGUACCAUACCGUAUGUAGACAGUACAUAGACAGUACAAUACAGUACAUAGACAGUACAAUACAGUACAUAGACAGUACAAUACAAUACAUAGACAGUACCAUACAGUACAAUACAGUACAUAGACAGUAUGUAGACAGUACAUAGACAGUACCAUACAGUAUGUAGACAGUACAUAGACAGUACAUAGACAGUACCAUACAGUACAUAGACAGUACAAUACCGUAUGUAGACCGUACCAUACAGUACAUACAGUAUACAGUACAUAAAAUGUUCAAUAUAGUACAUUACAGUACAUAGACAGUACAAUACAAUACAUAGACAGUACCAUACAGUACAAUACAGUACAUAGACAGUACAUAGACAGUACCAUACAGUAUGUAGACAGUACCAUACAGUAUGUAGACAGUACAUAGACAGUACAUAGACAGUACCAUACAGUACAUAGACAGUACCAUACAGUAUGUAGACAGUACAUAGACAGUACAGAGACAGUACCAUACAGUACAUAGACAGUACAAUACAGUAUGUAGACGGUACAUAGACAGUACAAUACAGUACAUAGACAGUACAAUACCGUAUGUAGACCGUACCAUACAGUACAUACAGUAUACAGUACAUAAAAUGUUCAAUAUAGUACAUUACAGUACAUAGACAGUACAAUACAGUACAAUACAGUACAAUACAGUACAUAGACAGUACAAUACAGUACAAUACAGUACAAUAAAGUAUGUAGACGGUACAUAGACAGUACAAUACAGUACAUAGACCGUACCAUACAGUACAUACAGUAUACAGUACAUAAAAUGUGCAAUACAGUAAAAUAUAGUACAUAGACAGUAAAAUACAGUACAUAGACAGUACAAUAUAGUACAUAGACAGUACAAUAAGUACAAUGCAGUACAUAGACUGUACAAUACAAUACAUAAUUAGUACAAUACAGUACAUAGACUUGCUUGCUCGGACUUCUCGCUUUCUACGAUUUUAAACGCUAUCAGAUAAUUUUUUGAGUUUAAAUGCUUUUAUUUUUUUAAAUAAUUACUUUAAUACAGACUGCAACAAAAAGAAAGAAGGAAAAAAACCAUGUUGGGGUCUGGUUAUUACAUUUUUGUCUUUCAGUCACAUGUUUCCAAGAACAAAAACACAGUGGACUAGGUAGAUGAGGCCUUUGGGCUGGAUCAGGCUGCGUGAUUUUAUUCUUCUUUUCAGUGUUUAAACACAUCUUUUUUUAUUUGUUAUGGUCCCUCAGAAGAUUCAUGUGAGCAUUUUCCUACCGAUGGAAUAAAAUUAUGAAACCUUU